Messenger RNA from Myxocyprinus asiaticus (Chinese sucker), 2805 nucleotides. RefSeq names its product PR domain zinc finger protein 4-like. Gene Ontology annotation, cellular component: nucleus; cytoplasm. The record is from RefSeq and is a predicted model, not a curated record. NCBI's taxonomy places the organism in Eukaryota, Metazoa, Chordata, Actinopteri, Cypriniformes, Catostomidae. The transcript has 12 exons. Gene Ontology annotation, molecular function: RNA polymerase II cis-regulatory region sequence-specific DNA binding; DNA-binding transcription factor activity, RNA polymerase II-specific; histone deacetylase binding. Bases 155 to 2581 code for a protein of 808 amino acids. Gene Ontology annotation, biological process: cell fate commitment; regulation of transcription by RNA polymerase II.
GAUUGAUUCAUACACUGUUUGCCUUUAGCCAUGUUAUGGUUUUUAUACCAUAAAUCUACGGAGAGGGUAGUAAUGAGUCUAUAAAAUCUAAGAACGCAUCCAUCAUAUCAAUGCCUAACCUGAUCUGUGCUGUCAGGCUGGAGCUGUUCUAGGCAUGAACGACAUGAACCUCAGCCCGGUGGGCAUGGAGCAGCUCAGUGUGCCCCCUGUGAGUGCAAGUCACCUCUGCCUCCCUACAUCCCCAACCCAAAACCCCAUCACCACUCCAGGCAUGCCAGUUGCUAUACCCAGCUUGGGUCCUUCACUUGGGCCGCUUCCCUCUGCCCUGUCCCUAAUGUUGCCCAUGGGUCCUUUAGCAGACAGAGGUGUUAUGUGCGGCCUUCCAGAGAGAAAUUAUACAUUACCACCUCCUCCAUACCCCCACCUGGAGAGUAGUUACUUCAGACAUAUCCUUCCAGGUAUUCUGUCAUAUUUGGCAGAUCGUCCUCCACCCCAGUACAUCCACCCUAGCAGCCUUAACAUGGAUGGAACCCUUUCUGUGUCCAACAACAACCCAUCUGGCUUGGACCCAUACAGUGGCCCAGGUGGCCCUCUAGAACAAGGUCUGGUGUCCUUAGACUCCCGUCAGGUAGGAGGCCAGCCUGAUCUACACCAAGGAGGCUCUCACGAGGUACAGCUGGACACAACCGGACUAACCAUGGAAUCACGUGUGAGCAGUCCCAUGUCUCCUGAUGGAAUGGAAGAGGACUUGGCCACCAUGGAAGGUGUAGUGGUGUCAGAGACUCAGCAGCAGCUUGGCACCAGAUCUCAGCCUCAUGAGGGCUUGGCCAGUGUGGACUCUUCAGGUGGUGUUAUGCCCCUGCAUGGAGCGGGCUUGGAGCUGCCUGUGGUGAUGGAACAGGAGCAUAUGGGUGGUAGAGUAGGAACGAGCACUACAGGGGCGGGUGGUCCAGGGACUCUGGGUGAAGCCUUGCACUCCACUGGAGAACUGAACUCUGGGGUAGUUAGUGUGGUGCUUACUGGGGCCAUGCCCCAACAGGCUCAGUUGCAACCUUCAGGAAUGGGAUUGGAACCUGUCAACGUAUCACCCAUCACUGCAGAGGUUUCUCUGGGACCAGACAACAGUCUGGUGCUGGUAAACUCUACAUUGCAACUAGAAGAUUCAACCUCCAAUAAGGAAAACUUGACCACUGCCUUCAACAUUUGGUGCACUUUAUGUGACCGGUCAUAUCCCUCCGACUGCCCUGAACACGGGCCUGUUACAUUCAUCCCAGACACGCCCAUUCAGAGCAGAGCCCGCCUCUCACUUCCCCGCCCUCUUUGCCUCCGUAUUUCUGUAGCUGAUGAGCCCAUUGGUGUGUUUGCUAGAGAAACCAUACCCUCCAGGACCUGCUUUGGGCCUAUGGUUGGACAGCACUGUAGCAGUGUAGAACUUAUAGACUGGCCUGACAAGGAGACCCCUCAGAUAUGGAAGAUGUUCCACAAUGAUAUCCAAGAGUUCUGCAUCGUGACGACAGAUGAGCAUGAAUGUAACUGGAUGAUGUUUGUGCAGAAAGCAAGCGCUACAGAGGAGCAGAAUCUGGUAGCAUAUAUUGACAAUGGAAAGCUUUAUUUCUGCACAUCCAGAGAGAUUCUACCAGAUCAGGAGCUGUUGUUCUAUUACAGCAGGGAGUACAGCAGACAACUAGGUGUACCCCGUGUGCCAGAGGGCCAGAUGUGUCACUGUGGAAAAGACUGUGCCUCUUUCACAGAGUUUAAAUCUCACCUUACCAGCCACGCCCAGAGGCAUAGCCCCACCCAAGACCACCCUUCUCACUCUGCCCACAGCCAGUCACAGGACAAGAUAAGCAAUGAGCCGUCCCGAUCUGCCUCCUCUCCACAGUGGCAGUGCCACUCAGAUGUGAAUGAACAUUCGAGCAGCAGUGGGCACACUCACGGUCGGGAGAGGAAAUUUAAAUGCAGCAUGUGCACACGGGCAUUCACCACAUCCACUAAGUUAAACGUGCAUUUCAUGGGCCACAUGGGCAUGAGACCACAUAAGUGCAGCUACUGCAGCAAAGCGUUCAGUGAUCCUAGCAAUCUAAGAAAGCACUUGAGAAUUCACACAGGUCAAAAGAACUUCAGGUGUACAGUAUGUGGGAAGUCUUUUACUCAGAAAGCACACGUAGAAUCUCAUAUGGUUAUACACACGGGUGCCAAGAACAUUAAAUGUGACCAUUGUGACAAGAUGUUUGUGCGGAAACAAGACCUCAAACAGCACAUGUAUUCACAUUCAUUAGACCGCCAGAUAACCUGCCCAAAGUGUGACAAACAGUUCUUGAAGACAGACCAUCUAAAAAAACACUUAAACUCUCACAACGGAAAACGGGACUUCAUCUGUGAAAAGUGCAACAAGGCUUUUCUCACUAAAUACCAUCUCACACGCCACCUCAAAAUCUGCAAGGGUCCUAAAACUGGUCGAGGGGCAGCACAGGGGGAUGAAGGGGAAGAUGAAGAAGAUGAGGAGGAAGAGGAUGAAGAAGAAGAGAGGGAGGCUGAAGGACAGAUCAAUCCAGCAUAUUCUUCAGAUAAAACCCUGUGACUUUAUCUUUAAAUGUUAUAGGAUGAAUUCAAGCCUUUGCUUAGCCUAUUUAUUUAUCUCUUUCCCUUUCUUUUUUGUUUUUGUUUCUGUUCUGCCAUCAGCCUUUAAUUCCUUUUGCCAAAAUCAUUGUAUCCAUAUGUCAACUGGCCAACAGAGCACAGAAAUAUAAUUACAUUUGCAAUAAGGAAAAUUAUGCAUUAAAUGUUUAAAGUCAAGUGUUACUG